AUGUUCAACGUUGAUGAUUUAGCCUACAUAAAUGCAUAUCGAAAAUCCGUGACAUCAAAUGGGACUUCGGAGACGCGUGAGCCCAUUGUAUUUGGGAAGGAUAUAAAAGAAGUUGCUCCGUUCACGUUGAUCACGUUAUCCGACGAGCAGAAAUUUGCCGUGGAGAGGGCAAAGAAGUAUGCUUUGGAGCAGAGCAUCCAAAAUGCUGUACGCAAACAGAUGUCUCAAUUGCAAUCUCAGGAUAUUAAUAAUAUAAAACAAACACAAGCUCUUGUCCUUCUUAGCCGCAUUUACGUUGGAUCUAUAAGUUUUGAAAUUGGAGAAGAAGAAAUUCGCAAGGCGUUUUCACCAUAUGGACCUAUUAAGUCUAUUUCAUUAAGUUGGGAUAGCGCCUUACAAAAGCAUAAGGGUUUUGCUUUUGUGGAAUUCGAAGUUCCUGAAGCGGCUUCACUUGUUCUCGAACAGAUGAAUGGCUUUAUGAUUGCUGGGCGAGGAAUCAAGGUUGGUCGACCCAGUAAUGCCCCUCAAACAGCUACCUUGGAGGCAGAGCUUCGUCAGGAUCCGUCAAAUAAAUGUCGAAUAUAUGUCGCUGGCGUUCAUCCGAAAUUGUCCGAAGCGGAUAUUCAGACCGUGUUUGAGGCUUUCGGCACAGUCAAAUCUUGCAUUUUGGAACCGGACGUAAAAUUUGGUCAGCCUGAAAUAAAUCAUAAGGGGUAUGGCUGGAUCGAGUUUGAAACGGAGGAGGCGGCAAUCGCUGCUGUGACUAAUAUGAAUGGGUUUGAAAUAGCGCAUACUCUACUACGCGUUGGUCGCGCUAUUACGCCAAAGAAUGUCACAUCUCCUGGAAUAGCUCCAUCCGCUGCUGUAGCGGCAGCAGCGGCUUCAAUCUCGGCACGUGUCUCAGCCCUUGAGAAUGAAAAUGCCUCUGUUUCCUCGGCUCCGGCGGUGGUGACAUCAACUGCAACGCCAGCCUCCUCUGGCUUCUCUUCGGGUUGGGGCUCCGGAGAGCAUGUACCCCCUCCAGGAGUCUUCGUGCCCUCAUUGACUCCUGCUCCCGCUCCUCUUUCAACGGCACCCCCACCACCCUCAGCUGUGCCUGUGGUGUUGCUGGAGAACAUGGUGUCAGCAGCGGAAGUGGACGCCUACCUGGAGGAGGAGGUUGCGGAGGAAUGCAGAAAUUUCGGCGAGGUUCUGCGCGUCCUUGUACACUUGAUGUCUGACAGCUCAACUGUGCGCAUCUUUGUGAACUUCGACAGCCACGGCGCUGCUGUUAAUGCCGUGCAAGCGCUUAACGGGCGCUUCUUCGAUGGCCACCAAGUCGCCGCUCGUCUUUACUCCGACGAGGAAUUUCAAAUGCGCAAACUCGAUCUUUAA
Messenger RNA from Hydatigera taeniaeformis, 1374 nucleotides. The record is from the annotation of a GenBank genome assembly. NCBI's taxonomy places the organism in Eukaryota, Metazoa, Platyhelminthes, Cestoda, Cyclophyllidea, Taeniidae.